AUGGAGGGCCAUGAAACAGUACUGAAGGCGUGUAGCGAUAUGGCUAUAUGUUCUAGGGAGACCAUUGAUAGAGGCCACAGGUUUGGUGAGAGUGCGCCAAGGCAUUUACGUGCAAUAUUUAUAACAUCGAGCUCCUAUAAGUACGAAACGUUCAGAAAAUUUUUAAAUGCACCUGUGGAGUUAGUUGUGCUGGACAUAGAAGAGAUCCAGGGGAGCAAGGAGGAGAUAAUGAUGGACAAGCUUCGAAAGGCAAGCCACCUGGUCACCGAAUCGACGAUUGCUUUUGUUGACGACACCAGUAUCCACAUGAAUGGAUUGGAGGGAUUCCCUGGACAGUAUGCCAAGGACUUUCUGAAGAUUGGUGCACCUCGGAUUCUUGAGAUUGCAUCGAAGGUGGGAAGGGGAUGCUCUUAUUCUACGAUUAUUGGUAUGAUGAGGAUGGAAGAAGGAAAGGUUGUGACCAAGACAUUCUGUGGGGAAGUUCGGGGAGACAUUGUUCGGAAGGGAAAAGAGGAUCCCAGGGUAUUCAACGAUAUCUUUGUUCCUAGGGAGGAAGAAUAUGAUGAGGUUCCCUGUGGGAUGGAAGGAGUUAAGAUAGGAAGAUACAGGGCUGUUGAGAAGGUCAAGAGACAUUUGCGGGAGAUUGGGAUAUAUGAGCGGUUAUUUGAAAAUUAA
Encephalitozoon hellem ATCC 50504 is the source of this 675-nucleotide messenger RNA. Its product is annotated as HAM1 domain-containing protein. Gene Ontology annotation, biological process: nucleoside triphosphate catabolic process. Gene Ontology annotation, molecular function: nucleoside triphosphate diphosphatase activity. Gene Ontology annotation, cellular component: cytoplasm. NCBI's taxonomy places the organism in Eukaryota, Fungi, Microsporidia, Unikaryonidae. The record is from RefSeq and is a predicted model, not a curated record. Bases 1 to 675 code for a protein of 224 amino acids. The transcript has a single exon.